AUGGAAUUGCAGUCAUCAUCAGAACAAGAUCAGCAUGGUCAGCAACAAGUGAUACAUUCCAAUCAGUUUCAACAACAGUCAGCGGCGUUCCAUGAGCGGGUGAUGUCAUUUGAUCGGAAGACGGUACCAUUUAAUGAGUUCCAAGGGCAGAUGUUGCAGUUUCAGAGACAGAUGGUGCGAAACAACGAGUUUGAUCAGCAACUGGUGCCAAGUAGAUCUUUUCAGAAUUUGUCUCAAUCGGAAGUUUUGAGCAUUUUAAUAGACAUGUGGGCUUGUAUGAGAAAACUUGAUAAUAUGGUGCAACCCGUGUCCCAAGUUCAAAAGGUUGAGAUAGCAAUUGAAUCGUUAUGCCUUGGUGAUUCCGUAGAUGUUAAUGGCUUUCAAGAACGUAUUGAUUAUCUAACGAAUAUGGCGAGUUUGCAAUUUUAUGGAAGUGGAUAUUUGGGUUAUCAACAACAAUGUCGUUCGACGAUACUUAAGAUCGAUGUUGUUGAAACCAAUGAAAUAGUGUUGUCAUCAAUCAAAGAUGGUUCGAAGGACGUGGUUAAAGAUCAGCCGAAUAUGAAUCAUAAUGAUCAUAGUCACAUUCGACAUUCUGGCCCUUCCAAUCAAGUUUCAAGUUCCUCACAAUUUGAACGCCAAGAACAAUGUCAUUUCAAGUCAACCGGGGUUGAUUUAGCCGCAACAAAUGAGAUGGAGUUAUCAUUAGUUAAGAGUAGCUCAAGACAUAUGGCUCAAGAUCAAAAUAGUGGUUCUUCCGAUGAUGAUAGUCAUGUUCACUCUGGUUUUAUAGCCAACGUAGCUUCAGAUUUUUCAAAUCUCAGUCACCAGGAACAAGGCCGAUUGACAAUGAUUGAGAGUGAUGAGACUAGAGACACAUUACCGACAGCUGACAAAAUAUCCAAGGAAUCAAUCUGCAAUUAUCGACAGCAUGGUGUAGUCGCCGAGUCAGUUUUCACUUCUUCACAACUUAGUCAGCAAGAUCAAUUAACGGUUCUCGGUAUUGAUCAAGCUGAAACAAGCUCAACCACAUUGUUGGGAGCUGCAACUAAAGGUCAUUUGAAGACACAAGGUAAAGAACGGGCUGAUAUAGGCAAGAUCAAACUGCCGGAAGCAGAGAGUGCCCCGAAAAAGAGGAUUAGAGCAUUUUAUGUUGAAAAGAUAGUGACAAAAAAGGAUGAUGAUAUGAAGUCGAAGGUUGAUGAGAAUAGAGAGGACAAUGAAGAUAAGCGGUUGAUGAAUGAUGAAGCUGAGAUAGAAGUCGUUAGUUUGAUUGAAAAACGGCAGGUCGAGUUGCAGUUAUUAGGUGAUAAUAAUCACCCAUCUCAUGCAUUGUUAAGAGAGACCAGUGUAGCAUUAACAAUCGACGAAGAAGAGAGCUGCAAGCAAACUGAUUCUGAUGCAGUUAGCGGUUUUGUCAUCUCCAACCCGGUUUUCAUACAGUUCAGCAGUCAGUCAGAGGUAAGAUGCAACCAGCCGAUUACUUUUCCAUUGAUUGUGAAAGGUCAAGAUUUGUUAGCAGUGAGUGACAAGAAAGGGGCCAAAGAAAAUGGUUAUGAUACAGUCAGUAGUGCUACCGCAACAAAUCCAGUUCUUAAGAAGUUUAACAACCAGUUUGAGGUACGACACGAGAGGGUGACUACUUAUUCAUUGAAUAUUCAAGGUCGACACUUGUAA
Oldenlandia corymbosa var. corymbosa is the source of this 1677-nucleotide messenger RNA. The record is from the annotation of a GenBank genome assembly. Lineage: Eukaryota; Viridiplantae; Streptophyta; Magnoliopsida; Gentianales; Rubiaceae.